Molecule: messenger RNA, 1338 nt
Organism: Merops nubicus (carmine bee-eater)
Lineage: Eukaryota; Metazoa; Chordata; Aves; Coraciiformes; Meropidae
Gene: RNF130
Product: ring finger protein 130
Exons: 9
Coding region: 335-1165 (276 amino acids)
Source: RefSeq, a predicted model, not a curated record
GGCGUACUACACCGCGCUGAUCAACGUGACGGUGCUGAGCCCCGAGCGGGGCGGCCCCACGCUGCUGAGGAUCGACCGCGGCCGCUACGGGCAGGAUUCCCCCAAGGUGGAGGUCAAGGGCCUGCUGGUGACUCCCGUCCCCAUCAACGGAGUUGCAGAUCGCCUGGGCUGUGACCCUCGAACACGUUUCCAGGUUCCACCAAACACCAAGCAGUGGAUUGCUUUACUACAGCGAGGAAACUGUACGUUUAGAGAGAAAAUACUGCGAGCAGCUUCACAUAAUGCCACAGCUGUGGUCAUUUACAACAAUAUAUCCAGUGAAGAACCUGUCACGAUGACUCAUCAAGGAACUGGAGACAUUGUUGCUGUCAUGAUUACAGAAUCAAAGGUUAAGGAGAUCCUGAAUUACUUGGAAAAGAAUAUUUCUGUCCUGAUGGCAAUUGCAGUAGGGUCCCGUGUUCCUCCAAAAAACUUCAGUCGGGGCUCUCUAGUCUUUGUGUCAAUAUCAUUUAUUGUUUUGAUGAUCAUUUCUUCAGCAUGGUUAAUAUUUUACUUCAUCCAGAAGAUCAGGUACACCAGUGCACGUGACAGAAAUCAGCGUCGUCUUGGAGAUGCUGCCAAGAAAGCCAUCGGUAAACUGACAACCAGGACAGUAAAGAAGGGUGAUAAGGAGACAGACCCAGACUUUGAUCACUGUGCUGUCUGCAUUGAGAGUUACAAGCAGAACGAUGUUGUUCGCAUUUUACCAUGCAAGCAUGUUUUCCACAAAGCCUGCGUGGAUCCAUGGCUUAGUGAGCACUGUACGUGUCCAAUGUGUAAACUGAACAUUUUGAAGGCACUGGGAAUUGUGCCAAACGUGCCAUGUACAGACAACGUGGCCUUUGACAUGGAGAGGCUGACCAGAGGCCAGCCCGCCAGCAGGCGCCCGGCGCUCGGCGACUUCUCCAACGACAGCUCCCUGAGCCUGGAGCCCCUGCGCACCUCGGGCAUGUCGCAGCUUCCCCAGGACGGAGAGCUAACGCCGAGGGCAGGGGAGAUCAACAUUGCUGUGACAAAAGAAUGGUUUAUUAUUGCCAGUUUUGGCCUCCUCAGUGCCCUUACACUCUGCUACAUGAUCAUCAAAGCCACAGCUAGCUUGAAUGCUAAUGAAGCAGAAUGGUAUUGAAGAAACGCUUCCCGGCCCAUUGCCCUGGAGAGAGACACCUAUUUUUAUGCAUCAUUUAUCGAUCAUGCAGCACAAGCAAUUUAGUACAUUCUAUUUUUUCAUAAAAUUUGCUGAUGCCAAAGCUUUGUAUUAAGGAAAAAGUGAAGAAAUAAAAAAAAAUCCUUUAAUUAUGA